AUCAUUAACCAAUGGCAACAGGAAUCCAAGGAUAAAGUGAUUUCCCUCCUGUUAACUCACCUGCCUUUGCUGAAGCCAGGAAACCUCGACGCAAAAGUAGAGUAUAUGAAACUGCUGCCCAAGAUCCUGGCGCACUCUAUCGAACACAACCAGCACAUCGAGGAGAGUAGGCAGCUGCUGUCCUAUGCGUUGAUACAUCCGGCCACCUCGUUGGAAGACCGCAGUGCUUUAGCCAUGUGGCUGAAUCAUUUGGAGGACCGCACGUCAACCAGCUUCGGUGGCCAGAACCGAGGCCGCUCGGACUCUGUGGAUUAUGGGCAGACACACUACUAUCACCAAAGACAGAACUCCGACGACAAGCUCAACGGGUGGCAGAACUCUCGGGAUUCUGGGAUUUGCAUCAACGCCCCCAACUGGCAGGACAAAAGUCUGGGGUGCGAGAACGGCCAUGUGCCCCUCUACUCCUCCUCAUCCGUCCCCACUACAAUCAAUACGAUCGGAACCAGCACAAGUACAAUUCUCUCAGGCCAGGCACACCACAGCCCUUUGAAACGAUCUGUGUCCCUUACCCCACCCAUGAAUGUGCCAAACCAGCCUCUAGGACAUGGAUGGAUGUCUCAUGAGGACUUGCGAGCUAGAGGACCCCAGUGCCUCCCAUCCGAUCAUGCCCCCCUGUCUCCACAAAGCAGUGUAGCCUCUUCAGGAAGUGGUGGGAGUGAACACUUAGAAGAUCAGACCACUGCUCGUAACACAUUCCAAGAAGAAGGUAGUGGUAUGAAAGAUGUUCCAGCCUGGUUAAAAAGCCUCCGCCUUCACAAGUACGCUGCGCUGUUCUCCCAGAUGACCUACGAGGAGAUGAUGGCCCUCACCGAGUGCCAACUGGAGGCUCAGAAUGUUACCAAAGGUGCAAGGCACAAAAUUGUCAUCAGUAUUCAGAAGCUCAAAGAAAGACAAAACCUCCUGAAGUCUUUGGAAAGGGACAUCAUCGAGGGGGGCAGCCUUCGCAUCCCACUCCAGGAGCUGCACCAGAUGAUCCUGACUCCUAUCAAGGCCUACAGCUCCCCGAGCGCCACCCCCGAGGCCCGCCGCCGGGAGCCCCAAGCCCCACACCCGGCUUCGCUCAUGGGCCCCGAGAGCCCCAGCCCCGACUGCAAAGACAGUGCCUCGGCCCCGGGUGCCACAGCCACCACCUCAGCCGGCCCCAGCGGCGGGCUCCAGCCACACCAUCUGAGCAGCUGCGACGGGGAGCUGGCUGUCGCCCCCCUGCCGGAGGGGGAUCUCCCCGGGCAGUUCACGCGUGUCAUGGGGAAAGUGUGCACACAGCUCUUGGUCUCCAGACCCGAUGAGGAGAAUAUAAGUUCCUAUUUACAGCUCAUAGACAAGUGUCUAAUUCAUGAGGCAUUUACAGAGACGCAGAAAAAAAGAUUGUUGUCAUGGAAACAGCAGGUGCAGAAGCUCUUUCGGUCUUUCCCUCGGAAAACCCUUCUAGACAUAUCAGGAUAUCGACAGCAAAGAAAUCGCGGCUUUGGGCAGUCCAACUCCCUCCCGACGGCCGGCUCUGUGGGCGGCGGCAUGGGCAGACGGAACCCACGCCAGUACCAGAUCCCUUCUCGGAACGUCCCUUCUGCCCGCCUGGGCCUCUUGGGCACCAGCGGGUUCGUCAGCUCCACCCAGCGCAACACCACAGCCAACCCCACCAUCAUGAAACAAGGAAGACAGAACCUCUGGUUUGCCAACCCCGGGGGCAGCAACAGCAUGCCAAGCCGCACCCACAGCUCCGUGCAGAGGACCCGCUCGCUGCCCGUGCACACUUCUCCCCAGAACAUGCUGAUGUUCCAGCAGCCAGAAUUCCAGCUUCCCGUGACUGAACCUGACAUCAACAACAGGCUGGAGUCGUUGUGCCUCAGUAUGACCGAGCACGCCCUGGGAGACGGGGUGGACCGGACCUCCACAAUCUAAAGCUGAAGAUGGGGGAGACCGCGCUGGCCGUGAAAUCGACUGCUGCGGGUCCAGUGUCAGCCAUCGUUGGGCUGCGCGGAAUCCUCUGGGAUCCUUCGCAGCCCUCCCCUGGUCCCUCUCCCACUUUGAUUUUGCGAGAGCGUAGGUCAUCCUUGUAAACAUAUCAGUAGACCUG
Molecule: messenger RNA, 2134 nt
Organism: Myotis davidii
Lineage: Eukaryota; Metazoa; Chordata; Mammalia; Chiroptera; Vespertilionidae
Gene: SAMD4A
Product: sterile alpha motif domain containing 4A
Exons: 11
Coding region: 106-1959 (617 amino acids)
Biological process (GO): negative regulation of translation; regulation of mRNA stability; nuclear-transcribed mRNA poly(A) tail shortening
Cellular component (GO): P-body
Molecular function (GO): translation repressor activity; protein binding; mRNA binding
Source: RefSeq, a predicted model, not a curated record